This is a messenger RNA of Heterostelium album PN500, 834 nucleotides long. RefSeq names its product sepiapterin reductase (gene sr). Gene Ontology annotation, molecular function: sepiapterin reductase (NADP+) activity. Gene Ontology annotation, biological process: tetrahydrobiopterin biosynthetic process. The transcript is spliced from 5 exons. NCBI's taxonomy places the organism in Eukaryota, Evosea, Eumycetozoa, Acytosteliales, Acytosteliaceae. The record is from RefSeq and is a predicted model, not a curated record. The coding region runs from base 1 to 834 and encodes 277 amino acids.
AUGUCACAAGUUAAAACAUUAGCAUUGGUUACUGGUGGUUCAAGAGGAUUUGGUGUUGCCAUUUGUGAGCAACUAGCCAAGAAGGUUGAAAAUAUUGAUUUCUCAUUGUAUGCAAGAUCACAACAAGGUUUAGAGUCAACUGAGAAACUCAUCAAGCAGAUCAAACCAAGCGCAAAUGUUAAUCUAUUUGUUGCUGAUUUUGGUGAUAUUGCUUCAUUACAAUCUGUCUGGUCACAAUCUCUUAAAAAAGUUAACUUUAGUGAAUAUCAAAGAGUAUGGUUAUUUAAUAAUCAUGGAUCAUUAGGUCCAAUUACCAAUGUAUCAGAGUAUGUUUUCAAUUCAUUCUUGAUAUUUAUAGAUAUGGAUCAAGAUCAUUUGUCUAAUUUCAAAGAGAUUGAAUCAGAGAUAACAUUGAAUGUAACAUCUGUAUUUGUAACAUCAUCGUUGUUUUUGAAAGAGAUCAAAUCAGUUUCAACACCCAUCGAGACAUCGGUGAUCAACACAUCAUCGUUGGCUGCAAUUCAACCAUUCGAUACCUGGGGUAUUUAUUGUGUUGGUAAAGCUGCUCGUGAAAUGUUAUUAUCAGUUAUCACAGCAGAAUGUAAGGAUACACCAAAUAUAAAGACACUCAAUUGGUCACCAGGUGCAAUGGGCACUGAUAUGAAUAAAGAGAUUUUAGUUAAAACUAAGGAUGAAGGUUCCAAACAAUUCUGGGAGGAUAUGAUCAAGAACAACAAAUUAGUAGAUCCAAACUUCUCUGCUGGUAAAAUGAUUGAUCUUUUAAUUUCAAAUACAUAUACUUCUGCUGCUCAUAUCGAUGUUGCCGACGCUUAA